AUGAGAGAGAACAUCAACAAGGUCUCUCAGCGUGGCGAGCGACUUGACGCUUUACAAGAUAAGACCGACAACCUGGCAGUCUCUGCCCAAGGCUUCCGCCGUGGAGCCAACAGAGUGCGCAAGCAGAUGUGGUGGAAGGACAUGAAGAUGCGCAUGUGUCUCAUUGUGGGCAUCAUUAUCCUCAUUUUGGUCAUUGUCAUUCCUGCUGUCGUUGCAACCAGAAAGUAG
Molecule: messenger RNA, 228 nt
Organism: Pestalotiopsis fici W106-1
Lineage: Eukaryota; Fungi; Ascomycota; Sordariomycetes; Amphisphaeriales; Sporocadaceae
Exons: 2
Coding region: 1-228 (75 amino acids)
Biological process (GO): vesicle fusion; vesicle-mediated transport
Cellular component (GO): plasma membrane; SNARE complex
Molecular function (GO): syntaxin binding; SNAP receptor activity
Source: RefSeq, a predicted model, not a curated record